UCGCCCGGAGUCGUGGGGUGGGAGUUGCCGGUGCUGCUCGUCUGCCGCACCAUGGAGCCACGGCUGCCGCCGCCGCUGCUGCUGGGGGUGUCCUUCGUGUUGCUGUGCUCCGCAGGCCUAACAAGAAGCCUAACUAUAACCUCAUCUGACCGAUCGUUUGAAAAAGCACAAGGAGAGAGUGUUACGUUGCCAUGUACUUUUGUACUCUCAGAUGAAGAUGGAGGCCCACUUGAUAUUGAGUGGGUACUGAUACCAGCAGAUAAUCAAAAGAAGGAAGAAAUAAUAAUUAUGUAUGCUGUAGACAGGAUUUAUAAUAAGUAUUAUGGUGCUACGACUGGGCGGAUGCAGUUUACUGAUCCUGAUCCUAAAUCUGGUGAUGGUUCAUUGGAUAUCCUGAAUUUAAAAUCAGCAGACACUGGCACAUACCAGUGCAAAGUCAAGAAGGCUCCUGGAGUUCAAAGCCAAAAAAUACAGUUGACUGUAUUGGUAAAACCAGCAAGAACUAAAUGUUCCGUUGAAGGAUCACAGGAGAUUGGAAAAGACAUUACUUUGAAAUGUGCAUCACAAGAAGGAUCUCCACUGUUGUCAUAUAUGUGGAGGAGAGCAUCUACCACACAGGAACUUCCUGCUACUUCUGUGAUGAACAGAAACACAGGGGAACUUCUCUUGAAAAAUGCCUCUCAGGAAUAUUCUGGUACAUACAGUUGUGUUUCCGCAAACCGAGUUGGCACAGAUGAAUGUUCCAUUGAGCUGAAUGUCACCCCUCCUAUAAAUACAGCUGGUAUAGUUGCUGGAGCUAUUAUAGGAACUCUUCUGGGUCUUUCAGUAUUGGCCUUUCUCAUCUUCCUUUGCUGUAAGAAACAUAGAGAGAAGAAAUAUGAGAAAGAAGUGCAUCAUGAUAUCAGAGAAGACGUCCCACCUCCAAAAAGUCGCAGCUCAACAGCCCGCAGCUACAUAGGCAGCAAUCGUUCUUCUCUGGGUUCAAUGUCUCCCUCAAAUAUGGAAGGAUAUACCAAAGCUCCAUAUAGCCAAGUCCCCAGUGAAGACUUUGAACGUACUUCUGGUCAAAACCCAACAUUUGCACCUUCAAAGGUAGCUGCACCUAAUUUAAGUAGAAUGGGAGCUGUUCCUGUGAUGAUUCCAGCACAAAGCAAAGAUGGGUCCAUAGUAUAAAAUAGAAUUAAUUUAAAUGCUGUUUUUUAAGUGCUCAUUGUAAGUUUUAGAGAAAACUACUGUGUUCCAUCCCUCAUUUAAACAAUGGCAUGCAAUUUUCCUUGAAGAAAAUGAACAAGUUAGUCGGAAAAGCCACCAAUUCUUCCUUUCAAUUUUCAACUUACUAGUAUAUGACAGUUGAACUAUUUGCUAAAAGCACUGAAGUUCCAAAAUGAGUAUCAGACACUGAAGGUAUUUGGAUCUCUGGUAGGUUGCUAAAGAGAUGUUAUCAGCUAAUGUGCAGCUCUAAGUAUGUAACAGCAAGACACAAAUGAGAAGUAACAAAAGCAUUUCAUAUGUAGACCGUGAUGUUUCACAGAGUUGCUGAAACUUUAUCUUCAAUUUUUGAAUAACAAAUAUUUGAACUUGGCCAAUGUGGAUGUAGUUGCAGGAGGCUGAAAUACUGAGGAUGACUUUGAAUUCUGUUCAAACCAAGUGUUUAUGCAGUUCUUUUAACUUGGUAAUGUUUGUUUGGGGCGCAUCUUGAGCUCUUAUUUCAGGGGCUACCAGUUACUCGAUUUGGUUCAAUUAAUUUAAUGAAUCUAUUUGGAAUUUAAAAUUUCAGUGAGUGAAAAUGUGUCAGGAGAUCUUGCAAGCUCUUUGAAAUAGGGUUUUUUUCCUGUUGUAACUAGUUCUAGUCACAUCAUGUAAGUAUUGUGUUAUCGGAUUCAAGAGGUCCUAUGAGGUUGUUGGUACUAGUAUCUAAGCGUUAAAAUGUAUAGAUCAACUGUUACUGUUGCAGUAAGAAUGAAUAUGUAUCCUUACACAGGUCUGAAGUUAAGUGCACCUUGCAUUUUACAAAGCCCGUUGAGAUUCUAAGGCAAUACUCCUUUUUUCCAAAGUAAUUACUUAGAAGCUGCGUGGGAUUUUAAUUUGGAAGCUGUGAAGUAACUGGUAUUUGAUACCUAUCCUCUUGCUCUAACCUCUUGUGGAAAUGCCUUUUCCCAUUUACAUGUAAGCAGCAGUAAGCCUUUACUUAAGAUGCUAAUAUCUUUCUGGAUGAAUUCACAAGGAGUUUAAAGCUCUCUUCUCCUUGCAUCUUCAGCAGCCCUGAAUAUUAUGAAAAGGCAUUUGGACUUCUAAGGGCAAGAGUUUCGUGCAGCCAGAAUCUGAGAGGAAAUAGUUAUCUAAAACUGUUGAUACAAAUCUUAUGUUUCAAGAUGAAAAGCACUUCUUCCCAGUUUUGCAAACUUUAAAAGCAUUACAGGAGCAAUAUAACAAUUUCUUAUCUGACUUCUACACGUAUUUAAGGACUUUUGAUAGCUUUUGAUGACGGAUAUUAUAUACCUAUGGAAGCUGGAUUUAAAGCUUAGUGCAGUUUGAAUCUCUGCAUUUUUUUCCCUUCCUUUCUACUUUCUUCUUCAACCUGUGCUUGGGGGGUGGGAGGGGGUAAUCCCUUCAGUUUAUUCUAGCUAUAGAUGUUACAAGGUAUUUUGGAAAACUCUAAAGACACAUAGCAUGUGGCAAUGAUGUUGAUGAAGGAAGUAUCUGAAUCACCUGUUGAAAGAUAUUAGGAUUAUUUGUGUGUAGCAACAGUGUGAAAGAAAACACUUCCACAAACUUCUAGGAUUAGUGUCUGUGGUUUUUGUAGCUUCUUAUAGAUCUGUGAUAAGUUCUUUGGUUUAUUACUAAAGGUUUGUCCCAAUCUGUGGUUAGGUGCACAAUUUUUGGCUGGCAUUGUUAACGUAAGGAACAUACCCUUCAUACUGAAUUUAGAAACUUGAAUGGCUAUUAAGAAUUCUAGACUUACAGUUUUUACACAUUUGGGACUCUUUAGAUUGUAAACUGAUACUGUUAGAGAUCAGAUUUUUUAAUCGUUCAUGUGUGCCUUGUCAAUAAACUUUGCCUGAUUGUAACUUCAGUUUUUAUGAAAUUUCUGGUGCCUAAACUUGCUGUUUGAACAGGUGCUUAGAUGGUACAAUUCUUAAAAUGACACUGUGAUCUGAUUUCUUGAUUCUUAUGUACUAUUUAUACCUCUUCAUACCUAUUUUUGGAUGUGACUUUGGUGUCUCUCUCUGUAUUGUUCUGUAUUUCAAAAUGUCAGUUACUUUUUCAAAUGCUAAUUAUGAUUUAAGUGUUUCUAUUCCUGGAAACUGUUCCGUUGUUGUACCAAUGAGACGAAUGUUUGACUUUUACUUGUGUGGUAAAUACCAGGUUUAGUUUAGUAACUGUGCCAAACAUGUACUUGGGAAGAACAAUAGAUGAGGAGACAUCUUCCUGCAUCCAAUUGUUGUGAUAGAAGAGACUUCUGAGAUUUUUAAUUAUACAUUGAUUGUUUACCUUAAAACUAAGGCCUUCCUUAAUUAAAAGGGUAUAGUUCUAAUAAAUACUAGGUAGAGCACAAAACUAAACGGAAUCACAGACCAAGAGAAAGCUAUGAACCUAAGCAACCAGGCAACAAAUCUUACUGAAUUUGGACAUAUGUGUUUUUCUUUGUUUUUUGUUUAUUUACUUUUGAUUUUGUGUUUCCUGGUGGGUUGUUUUUGUGGGUUUUGUUGUUUUGUUGUGUUUUUUUUCUAGUUUGGCCUGAGGCCCUGUGCUUAGUCAGGUAAGCCCUAGGACACUCAAAAACUGAAACCUAUCUCACUAAAGUGUACAGAGCAGAGUUUACACAUGCUUAACGCUCUGUCAGCUUGCACAAAAAAAUAAGUGGACAAAACAGAAGGACAGCACGAUGUGCCCUCAGAGCCUAGCUGUUGGGCUUAGCAGCUUUGACAGUGUCUGUCUAUUUAUGUAAUUGCAUGGAAAAUAAAGGAAAUAGAAUCUGACAUAGUCCUUAUCUGAAAUAAUGAACCACUGACUUGGGGUGAACUUUGCUUCAAGUUGCUAUCAUCACACCUUUUUGAAUGGGUAGAACACUACUAUAAAAUCUAAUACUGCUAUUAAAAAUUAUUCCUUUUGUCAGUAGAUUUGCUCACAGUGGAUUAAGAUUCAUUCUCAGAAGCAGCUACUGUAGUUUAGCAACGUUUCCUAGCUGUGUAGGAGAUGAACUGGUUAAACACAUGAGGUGUCCGAUCUUAGAGAUAACUCUGCUUCCUAAAGGAGUUCUGUUAGCAAUGGCAGCUGAUAUACCAGUUAGAAGGUGGCAUUUUUAAUGUCUCAUGUAGAAAAUUUAAAAAAAGGGGGGGGGGGGGAGCAGGGCAAGUGUGUGGGAAGUGGUACUGUUAUGUAAAUACUCCAAGUGAACUCAAGAAACCUCUAGUUAAUGUCAUGACUGUAAACGUGUCCACUGAGGAUUAGUAUAUAUAGAAGAAACUAUUGAAUUUAGCAUGGUGUGAAUAAGAUGUUAGAUUUGUGAUGCUGCAGAGGUUAUGUAACACUGUAACACUUGUCCAUACAUUGCAAGCAUUUUCAUAAACUCUCUGAAAUGGAUAUUUAAAGAUGUUUGUGUGAAACUUCCUUACCUAAAAAUGCAUUCUUCUUCCAGAACUGUGCAGUGCACAGAAAUGCCUUGUUGAAGGGGUGGAACAUGACUUGUGAAAGAAAUGUACAAUGCACACAUCUUUAUCAACUCUGAUAGUUGCGUUCAUUUUAGAUGUAUGCUUCCUGUUUAAUAGUACAAGUAAAGAAUUCUGAAUUGCAAGUUUUUAUGUAAUGCUGAAUAUUGUAUAUUACUGGUUUCCAUGAUAAGCUUUUGAUUUUGUUCUUUGCAAUGUAUAUUCUGGAUCACUUUAGACCUUUGUUCCAGUCUAAAGACAUAGUACUACUUGUGUCACUUAAACCUUGUUUUAUACACCUGAUAGGUGCUCUAUGGGACCCUUUGGUUGUUGGUCUUCUACCAUUGAAGCACAGCUCAGCUGAAAUUGGAGCAAUAACAUUUCCUGGAAUUCAAAAUAUUAUGUUACACUUCUCAUGCACAAAGCAUGGACUCGAUAUGAAUUUCAGUAUGAAGUUUUAUAUUCAUGCUUUUGAGGGAAUGGUAUUUUAAAAUACAAAUAUUGUGAGUGAAUUUGUAAAAACAAAGUCAGAAACUUUAAAAUGUUGUAGUUCCAUGACAGACGUGUACUUUUUGAAAUAAAACUG
This is a messenger RNA of Colius striatus (speckled mousebird), 5235 nucleotides long. RefSeq names its product CXADR Ig-like cell adhesion molecule (gene CXADR). The record is from RefSeq and is a predicted model, not a curated record. Gene Ontology annotation, molecular function: cell adhesion molecule binding. Gene Ontology annotation, biological process: homotypic cell-cell adhesion. The transcript has 7 exons. NCBI's taxonomy places the organism in Eukaryota, Metazoa, Chordata, Aves, Coliiformes, Coliidae. Gene Ontology annotation, cellular component: bicellular tight junction; intercalated disc; basolateral plasma membrane. The coding region runs from base 52 to 1173 and encodes 373 amino acids.